Zonotrichia albicollis (white-throated sparrow) is the source of this 1338-nucleotide messenger RNA. The record is from RefSeq and is a predicted model, not a curated record. Lineage: Eukaryota; Metazoa; Chordata; Aves; Passeriformes; Passerellidae.
UGGCAGGUGGUGGAGGCGCAGUUCGUGCUGUCCUUCGUGCACCGCUUCCUGGAGCGUGGCACCGUCACCUACUUUGCCUUCUGCUACCCCUUCUCCUACACGGAGUGCCAGGACAUGCUCAAAGAGCUGGAUCGCCGCUACCAGGACUGCAGGCACAUGUCCCCCAGCAGCCCCCUGGACUCGGUCUAUUACCACCGGGAGCUGCUGUGCCACUCUCUGGACAAGCUGCGUGUGGACCUGCUGACCAUCACCUCGUGCCAUGGCAUGCAGGAGAAGCGGGAGCCCCGGCUGGACAAGCUUUUCCCAGACACCAGCACACCCCGGCCUCACUGCUUCACUGGAAAGAGGGUGUUUUUCCUCAGCAGCAGAGUCCACCCAGGAGAAACCCCCUCCAGCUUUGUCUUCAAUGGCUUCCUGGACUUCAUCCUGCGGGAGAAGGACCCCCGUGCGCAGAUGCUGCGGCGCAUGUUCGUGUUCAAGCUGAUCCCCAUGCUGAACCCCGACGGGGUGCUGCGGGGCCACUACCGCACCGACUCGCGCGGGGUGAACCUGAACCGGCAGUACCUGCACCCCGACGCCGAGCUGCACCCCGCCGUGUACGGCGCCAAGGCCGUCCUGCUCUACCACCACGUGCACAGCCGCGUCCUGCCCGGCUCCCCGGACUGGAGGACGUUUGUCUCCCCGCUCAGCACCAGCUCGCUGAGCCUGAAAUCCCCCAACUGCCCCGUGCCGGCCGCGGAGGCCCCGUUAUCGGAGCUGGACAAAAGCAACAACCUCCGCAACUGCCCCGGCUCGUGGCGGGCCGGCAGCCGCUCCUGCCCGGCUGAGGGCAGCCCCAGGGCGCUGGGCCAGGAUUCCCAGGUGUCAGACAGCUCCGAGCGAGCCGCCUGCAUCCUGCCAUCGAGCCCCGGCAGCGAGCGCUGUGAGGAGAGGCCCUUGGUGCCCGCCCCGGCCGCCGUGCCCGAAGCUGAGCCCGCACAGCCCGCAGAGCCCAUCGCGCCCCGGGACAGUGGCCUCGCCUACUACGUGGACCUGCACGGGCACGCCUCCAAGCGCGGCUGCUUCAUGUACGGCAACUGCUUCAGCGACGAGAACGACCAGGUGGAGAACAUGCUGUUCCCCAAGCUCAUCUCCCUCAACUCCCCUUACUUCGACUUCACGGGCUGCAACUUCUCGGAGAAGAACAUGUACGCGCGGGACAAGCGCGACGGGCAGUCCAAGGAGGGCAGCGGCCGCGUGGCCAUCUACAAGGCCCUGGGCAUCAUCCACAGCUACACCCUGGAGUGCAACUACAACACGGGGCGCUCGGUGAACAGCAUCCCGGGGGCCUGCCAUGAC